Messenger RNA from Ascoidea rubescens DSM 1968, 1489 nucleotides. It is a transcript of the gene TYW3, whose product is annotated as tRNA methyltransferase TYW3. Lineage: Eukaryota; Fungi; Ascomycota; Saccharomycetes; Ascoideales; Ascoideaceae. Gene Ontology annotation, biological process: tRNA methylation. The transcript has a single exon. Gene Ontology annotation, molecular function: tRNA methyltransferase activity. Bases 146 to 1063 code for a protein of 305 amino acids. Gene Ontology annotation, cellular component: cytoplasm. The record is from RefSeq and is a predicted model, not a curated record.
CUUGGGUUCAACUCCCAACUCGUCCAUUUGCUUUUAAUCUUUUCAAAGUUAAACUUUUUCUUUUUAUUUCUCUACUUUUUCUAAUUUUUCAAAGAAACAAUGUCACUGGUUAUAGGACAUCAAAAAAUUAAUAGGAAAAAUUAAAAUGAAACAAGAUUCAUUCGAUCAAAAAAAAAAAAGCAUAUUGGAAGAAAUAGCUACUAAUUCAGAUCAACUCCCUGAUGCUUCUCCUAAGGGAACAAUUGACGAGUUGUGCAUUCCUAUUAUUCAAUUGAUCAACACCCAUAAGGAUUUGGUGACUACAAGUUCUUGUUCUGGUAGAGUCAGUGUGUUUUUAGAAGGUUCAAAAAUCAAAAACCUAAAGUUUACUGAAAAUAAUCAUCAAGAUAAUGACAAACUAAUACUGGAUAUUGAGACCCCUGAUAGUAACAACAUCAAAAUUGGUGGAAAAGGUGAAGGAGGUAAAUGGUUAUUUGUUACUCAUGAUAAAGCGGAACUAAAAAACUGGUACAAAGACUUGAACUUUAAAUUUCUAAAUGAUAAUAAUAAUAAUAAUGAAGAAAUAAUAAAUGAUUCUUUAGUGAAAAGAUAUAUUUUAUUUAAAUUUGAGCCGUUAAUCUUACAUAUCAAGUGCCGAAACUUUGAAGCUGCUUCAAAUGUUUAUAAGAUUGCAAUGAGCUGUGGAUUCAGGGAAUCUGGAAUUGGCACCAACAACUUGCUAGGUGUCAGAAUAUCCAUCAAAUUGGACAUCCCCAUUGGCUAUCUAAAUGAAUCCAACAACGAAUUGGAGUUGUUUGUUGAUGAAAACUACUUGAAAAUAGUAACCCAGCUUUCAAUAGACCGGUUCAACGAAAACACAAAGAAACUCGACAUGCUCUACAGCGCAAUCAAGAGCUUCAUCACCACAGACACCCAAAACAGCAUCAGCGCAACAACACCAGAAACCAAAGAAGCUCGAAGAGAACGCAAAAAACGCGAAGGUCUCCGGAAGAAGCUCGGAAAACCUGCUACCACGGCUGUGGAUAACGCACAUCAACGCGUAUCCACAUAUAAGGACGCAUAGACGCACGUGUGUUUGUUCGGCUCGCGUCGGAAGAAUUAUCCGGCGGCAUCCCACGCACGAAAACCGGCGUGGGCUGCUCUCCUCAUGAAGAUCAUAAAGCUUUUCCUUCUCUUUCUCUACUUCUUUGUUCACCUUUUGCUCUGCUGUCUGCAUUUCUGGAGCCAAUUCCCAAUUACAAUCAGCUACACUCAGCAGCAAAUGUUCAGUUUAGUAUCUGCCAGAUCGCCAGCAGUACGUUUGACUUGCUCUUUUGCAAGAUCAAGAGGUAAGAAAGAUCGCUCUUUUCCAUCCACACAAUACCCACUUUUCCUUUCCAUUUCUAACUCUCUGUGAUUCAAUCCCCAUUGUUUGUUUGUCUCUAGCCUUUCAUGUUUCUUGCCUCAAUUCUAAUCUCUCUCCAUUUGCUUUUCCUGCAAUGUCCCCAAC